AUAUAUAUACACGCCUCCAUAAAAAUAGAGAUUUAUAUGUUGGAAGGGCGAUAGGGUCCAACUAUAUAUCCUGGGGGUGGUUCCAGGCCAACCAAGCAUGCCAGGGAGCAUCGAUGGAGCUAGCAUACCACGGCGCUUACCAGGGUACUUUGUCGGUCAGUCCCGGUUCAACCUCGACGAGGGAUUGGAUAUAAAGAUGCAAAAUUUAGAUUAAGCAUAACACAUACCAAAUACCAAAUACCAGUUAGCUGCCACAGCACCAAAGCCAUCUAGGAGGAUCUGACUCUGGGAAACCAACCAUGGCCAGAUUUGGAGUAAGUCUAUACGAUGGGAUGUAAAUAAAUAUGUUGAUGCUGCGGGUUGAUGCGACCCGUAUGAGACCUGGGCCAAGCCUCUCCUUGGGCCAAGCCGGCGUCAACCCCCAAGCAACUCACCGUCCCCCGUCCGGUCUCCAACUCGUCUCAACCUCCUCCUCACCUCACCUCACCUCACCUCUCUCCUCCUCUCCUGUCCUCCUCUGCUCACCAUCUCAUCAUCUUGCUGUCUCAUUCCCCCACUCCUGCCUGCCUGCAGUCGUCCUCUUCUUAUCUGCUCUAUCGAUUGUCUGCUUGAGCGGUGCUGUGUCUUGUAAUCUCCCUGGCUCUUCUGCUUGGUGUGAAGGUUACCCUACCCCCAACACCCUCACCACCAGCCUCGUACCAUAUCGUUGCCUCUCCAGAUUCCAUUUUCAUCAUCGUCACUAAAGGAGCUUCCAUCCUCCUAGCUAAUCAGCUCUGAUCCCUCGCCAAUUGGUUUUACCGUGUGGUCGCUGCUGUUUAUCGCUCCGCCGCAAUCUACACCUCCCGAAGUCCCCAACCACGAUCCCAGUCCAUAUACCCGAUAAAAGCUUUAAUCUCCUUUAUAUAAAAGGUUAUAGGAUAUUUGAAGCUGCGCCAUUAUAUCUCGUCGAAGAAAUAAAUAAAAAAGCCAUUAGAGAGCCCUUGUGUGUUUCUUUGGAUUGAAUCCUGUUGGACAGUGGGCUUCAUUCAUCUUUGUCAAGACUUUAACACCGUUGGCGCAGGACUUUGACCAGCUAGACCGCCUUUGACUUGAUCUUUAGGCUUUAUAUUUGGAAUUCGCUUUCGGUCUCUCAAUCCUUGUUACUUAACUCUUUUUUUUACAUUGACUUUCAUUCUCUGGAAGUUUCGACAAAAAUGGCCUCUGGACCAGCUACUCAGUCACUGAAGUGUGUUGUUACUGGCGACGGUGCUGUUGGCAAGACAUGUCUCCUUAUUUCCUACACCACAAAUGCCUUCCCCGGAGAGUAUAUUCCUACUGUGUUCGACAACUACUCCGCCAGUGUAAUGGUUGAUGGGAAGCCAAUCAGUCUUGGUCUUUGGGAUACUGCUGGACAGGAAGAUUACGACAGACUACGUCCUUUGUCAUAUCCACAGACCGAUGUUUUUCUUAUAUGCUUUUCUAUCGUCAGCCCGCCGUCUUUCGAUAACGUCAAAGCGAAGUGGCACCCGGAGAUCGAACAUCACGCGCCCAAUGUCCCCAUAAUUCUAGUAGGGACCAAACUGGAUCUGCGAGAGGACAAGGCUACUGCUGAAAGUCUUCGUGCGAAGAAGAUGGAACCAGUGUCUUAUGAACAAGCCCUCGCAGUUGCCAAAGAGAUCAAAGCACAAAAAUACCUCGAAUGUUCAGCCCUCACGCAGCGAAAUCUGAAGAGUGUCUUCGAUGAAGCUAUUCGUGCCGUGCUGAAUCCACGUCCUGUUGCGAAACCUAAAAAAUCCAAAUGCAAUCUCCUCUAAAUCUCUCGUGUGCCGGCAGAACCCAUCUGACUGCCUGAGAUUCAAAAAGAAGAACGAUAGAGAUGACACUAUGAUAUCCCCUGAGCAUGUUACUUUUCUUCAUUUUCAGCUAUUUUGCUUUUCUUCUCAACUGAAAGCGAAAUCCCCGGAAACUCAGCGAACAUUUCUUCGUAGCCUAUUUUUUUUUUCUGAGUUAUACGAAAUCAACUUAAUGAACUGGUUUUUCCUCUGAACUAUCCGGGAAGAACCACGACCUACUCGAAGAAUUUUCAAUAGAGGGGGAACGACCUAAUUCAAGAGCGGCAGUAAACCCUCAUCAUCUUGCAAUCACUAAUUGACCAACGAUUUCUUCCAGAUUCUCUGACCGUUAUUCCCACCCAUGUUGAGUCUAAUUCUAGCUUUUCGUCCUGAGUGUUCUCUCCGUUGCAGAUAAUUUUUGAUUUGGCGCUCGAGGCUAUGAUAUAGCCAACUUCUCCUGAAAUCUUAUGAGAUCUAUGCAAACUUGUGCGCCAUUUUGUGCUCUAUUACUUUCUUCAAAUUUUAAAAACCUGGAUCCCCAUCUUACCCUCUCGUACCCAUCUAUCUAUCCAAGAAAAGCUUCUUUUGCCGUCCCCUCUUUGGUUUCCUUUUCCCUCCAGUUUGAUUUACCCUUAGCUGUUAAAAAAUCGAAUUGUUACGAUCUGAUGAAGUUUGCCCUCCACCCGCAGAUUACUUGCUCUGGCGUUCUAAUUUCCCACUUCGUUUCCUUUCUUUCUCUUGUUUUGCUUAGGUCUGUCGUCAUUUUAACGCUUUAUCUAUUUCCCCCCCUCCCCCCUCCCCCUUCUUUCUUUUACCUGCCGCUUGGAAGGUGGAUUUGGAUUGAUUAGUUUUGUCAUCUUUCUAUUUUCGACCGCACAUUGUUUUUUAUUUCUUUCUCCUUUUCCGCCCGUCGUGGUUGUCACCCGCGCCAACAUCUCCGCUGCCACUUAUCGCUUUCACCUAAUAUAACUUCCUCCGCAAAAUCUUGUUCAUGAUCUGUCACUUGGCUCUGCUCAUAUUCCUCUAGAUAAUUUGUAAACGAAUUACGACGCGCUUUGGUAACGGCGCAUGGGGGAGGGAAAGCAGUGAUGGCCAAGCUACAACAUUGCCCCGUUCGUUUCAUCCCCCUGCUCUUCUUAACUCAUCUCCUUCCCCCUUUUUUUGUCUUGCAACUCUUCUUGUCAUCAUAUUUUCCCACUAAACAUGGUGAUAAUGUGUUUUGAAAAAACCUUUUUCCCUGUUCUCUCUUCCCUCUCUGUAUACUUUACGCUACCCGUACACCGUUUCCCUCCCCGUCGCCUUCUGCCCUCUGGCCCCCUAAAGAAAGGAACUGGAAGUACAAAAUUAUCGUGCUCUCCAUGCAACCACACAUUGAUACCUGCUAUAUCCACCCCCACCCCACCCAAGCAGGAAAACCCCCAAAUGCCAUUCCCCCACCUAGCAAUGCACCUUACACGCCAAACAGGACACGUCGUCGCAUCUUAGCAUCGUUCCCCCUAUCCCCUAAAUCAAUGUGCGUGUAGAUUGUUUCCCGCACUAAGCUUUGCACCAACCGUACCAUGCCAUUUGUAGUUCCCCUUGAUCAUGAGAUGCGGUGUACCUGUGCACUCAAAGCAGUUGGUAGAAUGCUCCAGUCCGGUUCUGAGGGGUAUACGUGUGCUAUUCAAUAGGAAUGGCGGACUUGGGACGACUGAGAACGUACGGACAUUAUCUGAAUACUGCCACAGAUAUGUGUUCAGGGAUAUGGAGGGUUACUAUGGUAAAAUAUCCAGGGUGAGAACGCUUUAAAUGGUACCACUCGAGCUGGUUGUUCCGUUGGACUCUUAUGACAAAAAUGGCCAUGAUCAUAGCUGCUGGGGGGAUUUGCGACUGAAGCUUGUACAUGUACAUGGAGCGAUAUUUGAUAUUCUUUGAGGACUUGGAUGUAGUUAGGAAAGAUGCAUAGAGCAUGUAGAGUACAUGUACGUCCUGGCGUCUGGGAUCUUCUCCUAAAGAAGUCACAUGUAUAGGAGCUCAGAGGGCCCUCUCCAAUCCCCCCUUUGGCCGAAAUAUUGUGUAGAUUGUUGGUGUAUGGGUGCUUGUCAAGGUACGGAUCGGGGUAGGUACAGCAGAUAGAGGUCACUAUUCGACAGCUACACCAACCUGAUCACCAUCAUACGAAGCCAGACCAGCCCCCGUGCGCCGCUAUGUCGCCGGAGGCAUGGCGGUGCAUGUACUCCGUAUAGCGUGUUUCAUGACUUAUAGAUUAGCGGGGUGCAUGAAUCAGUUGCUAGGGGUCCCAGGUUGGUUCAGUCUCUCUACCUACCAUCAGUGCCCACUGGUGGUGAUUGAGCUCUGUUGCCCUAGUGGCCUAAAAUAAGUAAGAU
This is a messenger RNA of Blastomyces gilchristii SLH14081, 4177 nucleotides long. RefSeq names its product rho-like protein rac1A. Bases 1194 to 1793 code for a protein of 199 amino acids. The record is from RefSeq and is a predicted model, not a curated record. Gene Ontology annotation, biological process: actin filament organization; regulation of actin cytoskeleton organization; small GTPase-mediated signal transduction. Gene Ontology annotation, molecular function: GTP binding; GTPase activity; protein kinase binding. Lineage: Eukaryota; Fungi; Ascomycota; Eurotiomycetes; Onygenales; Ajellomycetaceae. Gene Ontology annotation, cellular component: cytoplasmic vesicle; cell cortex; cell projection. The transcript has 6 exons.